GUCCAUCUCGUCUCGUCCCAGCAAAGCAAAGGCAGCCAUGCCCCACAGUCUCUUCCUGCUCGUCGUCCUCCUCGCCGCCGCGCAAGCCAGCGCGGCCACGCCGCGGCAGCUGUUCCUCGUGAGCCGGCCGCCCAUCACGCUCACCAACCACCACGGCCAGCUGCUGACGGGCAACUACUCCGUCAACCUGCUCUGGUACGGGCGUUUCACGCCGGCGCAGCGCGCCGUGGUGGCCGACUUCAUCCUCUCCCUCUCGGGGACGGGGCCGGGGUCCGUGGCGGCGUGGUGGGCCACGACGUCGCGGUACCAUCCUGGCGCAGCACGGCUGUCGCUGGGGCGACAGGUGCUGGACCCGUCGCGCUCCCUAGGCCGCCGCCUCUCGGAGUCGUCGCUAGCGUCCCUGGCGACGCGCCUGGCCCCGCACCGCGGCUCCGUGGCGGUCGUGGUGACGGCGCCGGACGUGCUCGUGGACGGGUUCUGCCUCUCCCGCUGCGGCCUCCACGCGUCGUCCCCGACCCCGAACGCCACCCGCGGGCGUGGCCGCGGGCGGUACGUGUACGCGUGGGUGGGGAACCCCGCGGAGCAGUGCCCGGGGGAGUGCGCAUGGCCCUUCCACCAGCCGCUCUACGGCCCGCAGCCGGCGGCGGCGCCGCUGGUGGCCCCGAACGCGGACGUCGGGAUGGACGGCGCGGUGAUCACGCUGGCCACGCUGCUGGCGGGCGCGGUGACCAACCCGUACGGCGGCGGCUUCUUCCAGGGCCCCGCGGAGGCGCCGAUGGAGGCCGUCACGGCGUGCGCGGGCGUGUUCGGGGCCGGCGCCUACCAGGGGUACCCGGGGCAGCUGCGCGUGGACGCCGCCACGGGCGCCAGCUACAACGCCGUGGGGAUCGCCGGCCGACGCUUCCUGCUGCCGGCCAUGUGGGACCCCGAAACAGCGCAGUGCUCCACGCCGCUGGACUAGAUAGAUAGAUAGAUGCCCGUGCCGCCGUGCAUGACUGUGGUGGAGUCGAGUGUCGGUGCUGCUGUUUCUUACUUUCUUUCUCGUGUCCCCUCCCUCGCAUUGUGGAUAUACCACUCACCAACCAUUUCGUUUGUGGCUU
Zea mays is the source of this 1100-nucleotide messenger RNA. RefSeq names its product PHI-1. Lineage: Eukaryota; Viridiplantae; Streptophyta; Magnoliopsida; Poales; Poaceae. The record is from RefSeq and is marked provisional. The transcript has a single exon. The coding region runs from base 38 to 961 and encodes 307 amino acids.